Messenger RNA from Fusarium mangiferae, 1977 nucleotides. RefSeq lists its product as uncharacterized. Gene Ontology annotation, molecular function: protein binding; RNA binding. The transcript is spliced from 3 exons. Gene Ontology annotation, cellular component: nucleus. NCBI's taxonomy places the organism in Eukaryota, Fungi, Ascomycota, Sordariomycetes, Hypocreales, Nectriaceae. The record is from RefSeq and is a predicted model, not a curated record. The coding region runs from base 1 to 1977 and encodes 658 amino acids. Gene Ontology annotation, biological process: poly(A)+ mRNA export from nucleus.
AUGGCGCCUCGAGGUCGUCAGAAUACCAGCGCGCGCGAGACUCGCAAUGCGCGCAAGCCAGCUACUACCUCCAGAGGUGGGAUUCAGAAGCGCAAGGCUGGUCGUGUUGAUGGCGAUGGCGAUUUGGAUAUGGACAGUGCCGGUCGACGUGCUAAGAAGGCUACCACUGCCGACACCAAACCCACUCGGUCCAGUACUCGAACUUCAACACGUGGCGGCCCGUCCAAAAAUGCUCAAAAUGUGCUGAAGCAUUUGAGCAACGGCACCGCCGCUUCCCUUGCCUCUCGCAUUUCAAGUGCUUCCUCUGGCAAGGGUCCCAAGACUCGAUCCCAAGACAUGACAGGCCUGACGGUUCUACGAGUCGGUGGUUUGAAAGAAAGCAAAGCAGCCAGCAAUGCUGGGGGAGGUGUCAACGACCUCCUUGGCUUUAUGGAGAGAAAAGCUGGUUCAUUCAGAACUGGAUCGAAGCGAAAAGUCGCCAUCAAAAAGCACCAUACAGUCGGUGACUACGUCUACAUAGGAGCGAGUGGGGAGGAUGCUUCCGAACUAAUCAAGCUCAACACAUUUACGUUUGCUGGUGCGCCUUUGGAGGUCAUCGAAGUGGACGAGGUCCCGGACAGGGGCACGGCAAUCGAGUCCAAGACUACUCUAGAGCUUCGUACCAAACUUCAGGAAAUUCUAAGUUCUCGGUACCUUGGCGCCAACAAGCUUCUCAAUCUUGAUGCCCUUGCUUCAGACGCAAACCUCGUCACUUUGGGCAUGUUUGAGAGUCGAGAACGUGCUCUGAAGACAUUCAGGGGGCUCAUGGCUGUCUGCGAAAGUCUUUUUAAGACGGAUAAGGAGAAACAAGAUGCAAUCGAGAGCAUCAGUCUGGCAAACAAUAAUAUCGAUGAUGUUGGCCAAGUGGAAGUCGUCGCUACAACUUUUCCUCGUUUGAAGAAUCUCGACAUGAGUGGCAACCAGGUGGCUUCAAUGCAAGCACUCCAACCGUGGAAGGGCAAGUUCAAAUACCUCGAAACCCUGUUCAUGACAGGGAAUCCCAUCGAAACCACAGAUCCGAGCUACCCAUCAACCCUUCUGGAAUGGUUUCCCAGGUUGCAGAACAUCAACGGUACCCAACUACGCACCCCGGAGCAGAUUGCUGAGCAGGAGGCUGCCCUUAGACCGAAGCCAAUUCCCCAGAACGGUCCUGAUUUCAGGGAUGUCGGCGGUAUUGGCGAAAACUUCCUCUUGGAAUUUUUUGCGGCAUAUGACAGCGAUCGCCCUGGCCUCGCGUCAAGGUUAUACGACGAAGACAGUCGAUUUUCUAUAUCGGUUGACACACGAGCAGCUCCGGACCCCAACGCUGCUGCACCCAUGUCUUGGGCUUCGUAUAUCAAGCUAUCGCGGAAUCUGACUAAAAUCACCAUGCCGAACCCUCGCAUCCAACGACUCUUCCGUGGCGCUGCUAGCAUUCAGGAUGCUUGGAAGACCCUUCCCCUCACUCGACACCCCGAUAUCAAAGUGGAGAUCAGCAAGUACAUCAUGGAUUGCCAUCCUUUGCAGGGACUUGUCGACCCCAGCGGUCAGAGCUCCGGAGGCGUCGAUGGCUUGAUAGUGGCAGUGCACGGUGAGUUCGAGGAGCAAGACCCUAACACCAAUGCGACGGGAAAGCGAAGCUUCUCCCGUACGUUCGUCCUUGGACCCGGAAAGCCAGGGAAGGGGGUUAUCCGAGUCGUUAGCGACAUGCUGUCGCUUCGAACAUAUAGUCUACUCCCCAACGUGUUCGCGGCGCCUGUCUCAAUUCCUACUACGACACCAGCCGAUCAACACCAAGCAAUGAUCACCGAGUUAUGCAAGCAGACGGGCAUGACACCCCAGUACUCCGAGAUGUGUCUUACCCAAGUGAAUUGGGAAUUUGACCAGGCUUUGGUGAUAUUUAACGAGAAGAAGUCACAACUUCCAGCCGAGGCUUUUGCUACGAUGGUUGGCUCAUAG